Zerene cesonia (dogface butterfly) is the source of this 1632-nucleotide messenger RNA. Its product is annotated as facilitated trehalose transporter Tret1-2 homolog. The transcript has 8 exons. Gene Ontology annotation, biological process: transmembrane transport. Gene Ontology annotation, molecular function: transmembrane transporter activity. The record is from RefSeq and is a predicted model, not a curated record. Lineage: Eukaryota; Metazoa; Arthropoda; Insecta; Lepidoptera; Pieridae. Gene Ontology annotation, cellular component: membrane. The coding region runs from base 1 to 1455 and encodes 484 amino acids.
AUGAGUGAAAAAGUGAAACCCACUGCGAUGCUAGUGCAGGCUCUCGCAACUAUGAGCAUUGCCUACUUGACUGGCCUAACGGGCUUCGUCUACGCCUGGCCAUCAUACACAUAUGAAACAUUUACCACAAACAGAACAGUUCUGGUCGAACCAAUGACUCCCACACAAAUAUCAUUGCUGGGAAGUUUGACCAACAUCGGCGGUCUUAUGGGGACCCCGCUGUGUGCGCUGUUCGUGGAUAGAAUUGGCAGAAAGUAUUCAGCUAUGCUGUUUGGAUUGCCUUUUGUUAUCGCGUGGUCAGUAAUAUCACUUACGAAGUCAAUAAAUGUAGUCCUUUUCGCCAUUUGGUUCGCGGGUUUUGGCUCAGGCGGGCAGGCGGUAUCCUCAGUAUACAUAUCAGAAAUCGCUCAAGACUCCAUAAGGGGCGCUCUCACAUCGUCGACUGUGUCCGGUUUCUUUAUUGGAUUACUUCUGUCCUAUUUCCUGGGGGGACAGUUGUCGUAUUACCAAGUGGUUUACGUUCAUUUGGGACUGUCGAUUUUAUAUAUCCUGUUAUUGAUGUUGUUGAAGGAAUCGCCUGUGUAUUUGGUGCAGCAAGGGAAGGAAGAGGAAGCAGCACAAUCGAUUGCAUUUUAUCGUCGAGUGGAUGUAAAAUCUAAGGAAGUAGAAAUUGAAAUAAGAAAGAUUAAAAUGCAACUAGAUCCGAGAAUCAAUCAAAUAUUGCAAGGAGAUGAAGAUCCAGCAGCUGUUGAUUUAUUACAAAAGCCAGCGGAGGCAAAUGAAAAGACUCUAUCACCUUGGAAAUUUUUAAUGAAAUCGGAAUCGUCAAAGCGGGCUCUAUUCUCAGUGCUCUUCGUUAUGGGAGUUACGAUUCUCAUGGGAUCAAUUGUGUUACAAGUAUACGCUGAGCCCUUGUUCAAGGAGGCUGUGCCAACUAUGCAUCCCAAUUUGUGCUCUAUUCUAUUGGCCAUAGAUUACCUUAUCGCAGCGCUGGUGUGCGCGUCUGUCAUUGACAGAUUCGGUAGAAAGACGCUGAUGACAGUAACUUCCAUAGCUUCUGGCAUCUUCAAUAUUCUACUCGGAAGUCAGCUACACCUCCACUGGGCACCUCACUGGUUCACCGCCUUCGUUAUCUAUGGCUACAGUUUCGUUUACAAUCUCGGAGCUGCAGUUGUACCCUUCGUACUGACAGCUGAAGUAUUCCUCCCAGAGGUUCGAGGACUCGGAAACAGCUUAUCCAUGGUUUGCAUGUGGGUAAUGAAUUUUGUCACACUCAUGAUUUUCAACCCGCUAGUGGAUAAGAUCGGCCUGGGACCUACCUUCUAUGCCUUCUCUAUAGUAUGUUUUCUUGGAGCUAUGUACAGUCAGUUCUGUCUACCAGAAACAAAGGGGCUUUCCGCCGAUGCUAUACAAGUAUUGUUUAUGAAGAAACGGCCAGCGUCUGUGAAGGCGUAGUAGGAUAAACUAGGUGGUUUUUGUGAAUUCGUUCGCGUUAACUUUUUGCUUCAAAACUGGCUUGAUUUUAAUAGAUACUAACGAGAAGUAAGUGCUCUUCAUUAUUAGUAAAUUAAUGGAUAAAGUUUCUAAAAAUUCCUUUUACAUUCACUUUUUAUUAAAGCAAGGUGCAAAAUC